This is a messenger RNA of Aphanomyces astaci, 933 nucleotides long. RefSeq lists its product as hypothetical. The record is from RefSeq and is a predicted model, not a curated record. NCBI's taxonomy places the organism in Eukaryota, Oomycota, Saprolegniomycetes, Saprolegniales, Verrucalvaceae. Bases 1 to 933 code for a protein of 310 amino acids. The transcript has 5 exons.
AUGGACUGGCGCAAUAAUGUUGCAUCGGAACUGGCAUCGUCGGACAUUCCGUCGCUGAACUUGACACCGUACUCGACUGCUGACGUGGUUUCUGUCGGGUGCUCGCUGAGCCUGCGUGGCCUGCCGCUGGCUCUCGUGAACUGCAUCCUUGAUUCCGCAGGGGUAUGGGUACACCACCAAACGGACACACGCGAAGUCGUGGAAGGAUGGGCGCCAAUGGAGCGGGAAUACGUGCGUAUGACCAUUCCGGUCGACGCAUACCCAUCGGUCCAUGUCUCAGUGUGUCGGGCUCUGACGAUUGAAUGUGUCUCGCAUGACCAAGGAUGGGCCACCGACAUGCCAGAAUCCAACUCCACGUACUUUGGAUGCAAUAGUUGGGUCGAAUUCGACACAUGUGCCGCAACUUUCGCCCAUGCCUCGUAUCGUUGCCACAUUCUGCACAUCACCGAUAGUGCCCUUUUGGAUCGCCUCACGCCAGGCUGCCACGUCAUUGUGUACCUCCGGGCGCUGGUUCCUGGCUGGAGCAACCAUGCCAAGUACGGUCGCGUGCGAGUGCAAUAUGCUUGUGCCCUCAACGAUUCGUUCAAUGUCGAGCAAUGCCCCAAACUAGCGUCGACCUCCUCCGAGCUCAACGUGGGUCCGUCAGCGUACAUUCCCCCGUCGUUUGCAAGCUCGACCAACCAGCCCCAUCCCGACACGGUAACACGAUCGUUUCAGCGACGAGACGCCAUCACAAGUAUUACCGAGCACGAAGAAUGGAAUGUGUCGACCGAGGACGUCCAAACCGACCUCGAUCGCACGUUGGAGACCAUCCGGUCGAGCUUGCAGCGGACGCAAGAAGUGUACCUCGCGUUUGUCAUGGACACGACUGGGAGCAUGUUCUCAAACAUGCACGCCGUCAAGACCCAAAUCAGGGCUAUCGCCGAGGCCUAG